Messenger RNA from Diceros bicornis minor, 294 nucleotides. It is a transcript of the gene MALL, whose product is annotated as mal, T cell differentiation protein like. The transcript has 3 exons. The record is from RefSeq and is a predicted model, not a curated record. Gene Ontology annotation, biological process: myelination. NCBI's taxonomy places the organism in Eukaryota, Metazoa, Chordata, Mammalia, Perissodactyla, Rhinocerotidae. Gene Ontology annotation, molecular function: structural constituent of myelin sheath. The coding region runs from base 1 to 294 and encodes 97 amino acids.
AUGGCCUCCCGGGACCCGCCGCCCGCCACCAGCUACGCCCCGCCCGACGUGCCCUCGGGGGUCGCGCUGUUCCUCACCAUCCCCUACGCCUUCUUCUUGCCGGAGCUGGUGUUUGGGUGCUGGGUCUGGAUCCUGGUGGCCGCCACCCAGGUAGCAAACCCGUUGCUGCAAGGAUGGGUGAUGUACGUCUCACUCACCUCGUUCCUCAUCUCCUUCAUGUUCCUGUUGUCUUACUUGCUUGGAUUUUACAAAAAAUACGAGUCCUGGAAAGUCCUGAGUGAAGACUCCUCUUAA